Molecule: messenger RNA, 465 nt
Organism: Cornus florida
Lineage: Eukaryota; Viridiplantae; Streptophyta; Magnoliopsida; Cornales; Cornaceae
Product: serine/threonine-protein kinase CDG1-like
Exons: 3
Coding region: 1-465 (154 amino acids)
Biological process (GO): protein phosphorylation
Molecular function (GO): protein kinase activity
Source: RefSeq, a predicted model, not a curated record
AUGGAGGACCUUCAGUCGGUAGUUUUGGAUCGGUUUAUAAAGGGUUAUCUUAGAGAUGGUAUUGCCAUAGCAGUUAAGGUCCUUGACACACAGAGAAAUGGAUCUUGGAAGAGCUUUUUCGCAGAGUGCACGGCUCUGAGUGAUGUGAGACACAGGAAUCUUGUUCGAAUUAUCACAUAUUGCUCGAGCAUAGAGUUUAGGAACAUAGAUUUUCUGGCUGUCGUUUAUGAGUUCAUGAGCAAUGAGAGCAUGGAGGAUUGGAUUAUUGAGUAUGGUCAUGGAGAGAAACCAUAUAUACCCACUGCAGGAGGAGAUGUGUACAGCUACGGAAUUAUGGUGCUAGAGCUUUUUUCUGAUGCAAAGUGUUCUCCUGAUGGGCAUGUAAACAUGAGGGAUGCUCUUUGCAAAUUGAAAAUCACAAGAGACACUCUUCUCAAACGCAAUCUUACUGACGAAAUCAAGUAA